AAUUGAAAAUAAUGUCCGAGCCAUGAUUGAAAGGGUAAACACUAAUAUCGCAAGGUUAUACUUUGUAAAUGACCGCGACGUUCAAAUUCCGGUUCCGGCGAAUCUUGUCCUUAGAGACGUAAUCAACGGAUCUAAUCCAACAGUAGUUAGGUUGAAAGCUUAUAAGGAAGUUAAUAUGCAAA
This is a messenger RNA of Racocetra fulgida, 182 nucleotides long. Lineage: Eukaryota; Fungi; Glomeromycota; Glomeromycetes; Diversisporales; Gigasporaceae. The record is from the annotation of a GenBank genome assembly.